This is a messenger RNA of Cuscuta campestris, 5254 nucleotides long. Lineage: Eukaryota; Viridiplantae; Streptophyta; Magnoliopsida; Solanales; Convolvulaceae. The record is from the annotation of a GenBank genome assembly.
CCAAAGGGGUACAUCUUGCUCUCUUUUGUUCUGCAGUGGCUCAUUAUAGCACGACACGGGUGAAAGGGGUACACUCCCAUUCCCAUUGUUGCCGCUGAUCGCCAUCACGUCUCAACAUUUAACGAACCAACUUCUCAUCAUCAUCCCUCCCCUCCAGAGUGAAAUUGCUUCCGUCGACGGUCGGAUUUAUGUCCCAGAAUCAAUCGAGGGCUGGAAAUCGCGAUUCUCACCCGCACAGGAAGACCGGAGGAGUCGGCGGCUCUAAUCAGUAUCGCGGCGGUAGAGAAGGAGGCGGCAGAGGCGGUGGCUCUGCCCCUGCUUACACUCCUUCGUCGCCAUCCAGCAGAAGCAACAAGAAGCAUAGCAAUGCCCAAGGGGGAUAUCAGACACCAAGUGAUUCAAGUGGGAGCACAGCUCGAGCAAUGCCAGAUGGUGCUAGGCUAGAACAAUCAUUAACUGGUGUUCCAAUUCAACCCUUAAGCACAUCUGUAAGUAUCCGCGAUGCCCCAAAGCAAAAAGUUAACCCAGGUGUACCAAGACCUCCAUCUUCCAAUGUCCCCACUGGUCCAGACUCUAAUGUACCAGCUACUCCUACUAAAGACGUUUCUGGGCCAAUCUCUCUUCAGUUUGGGUCAAUAAGUCCUAAUUUCAUGAACGGGAUGCAGGUUCCCGUUAGAACAAGUUCAGCGCCACCGAACGUGGAUGAGCAGAAUCGCAAUCAGGUUUUUGUUGACUCUGUGAAAGUCAUGCCUGCAUUGCCAAAUCCAUCCGCAUCUAGUCACCCACCUGAGAAGAUCGCAGAAAAGGUUGAACAGUCUAAUAACACUGAGGGCUUGGGUUCAGGUUCAGUUCAAUCCAGGUCCAAGAGAGAUGUGCCUGUUUCUUCUCCACCGACGCAAAUGCACAAACCUUAUCCUCAUCCUAUGACUGGAAUUCCUAGGCCCAUUCAAUUCCACACUGCUCAGCCACAGGUUCCGGUUCAAUAUGGGGGCCAUGCCCAAAGUCAACCCCAUACCUUGUCUGCCUCAUCUUUGCCCAUUCAAAUGACGGUUCCUCUGCUUGUAAAUCCAUCUUUACAGCAGCCAAUGUUUGUCACUGGUCUUCCAUCCCAUCAUCCCAUGCCACCUCAAGGAAUCUGGCAACAUGGACAAGGUUUAGGUUUUUCUACUUCGGGAAUAAAUCCGCACAUGCCCCCACCGUUGGGAAACAUGGGAAUGGCUAUUCCUUCACAGUUUCCUCAACAUCAGACUGCAAUGUAUGGAAGUCUUCGUAAAACUGUAAAGAUAAUUGACCCAAAAACUCAUGAAGAGUUAAGGCUUGAUGGAUCACAUCCCAGUAUACCACUCCAAUCACAGCCACUACCAUUCCAACCAGCCUCUAUUCACUAUUAUCCUAAUUCGUAUAAUAAUGGUUCGGUAAUUUUUCAAGCUCCAAACAAUUCACAGAUUUCUCAGGGAACAAGGCUUCAUAAUCAGGUUACAAUAAAACCGGGACCUGGCACAGUAGGGGAAAAGGACCAGGUGCCAGUAAAACAAUCUAUUAGGGGAAGAGAUGAGUUACCCUUGACAAGUACAUCCACAGGAAAAGAUUUUCAGAAACACUCAGAGUCACAUGAAGGUGGGGGCAGUGCUGAGGAGUCAGUCCUUGAUGUCAUCAAAGAGCAGCAGAAAAAACAAGAUAAUAAAGGACCUCUGGCUGUGCAGGAUCAGGUGGCAGAACUGCCUACUUCUGUUUCUGUUUCAGCUUCUCAUUCUGUUGAUGAUGUUAAUAUAAGGGAUUGUACUCUUAAUGAUAUUGAUUCUAAAGCUAAUGAUGUUGAAAGAGAGAGCUCUUCUGAAUCUCGUGAUAUCAAGAGUGAAGAUGGCAUAAGUACAGUGGCUGAAACAUUUAAUCAAUAUGACAAAGACGGAAAGUUGUGUAAUGCCAGUAUACACAGCACAAACAUUUCCAAGACUUAUCCAGCAUUCACUUGUUCAGAAUCUUCAGAGUUAACUAAUCAAACUGACGAGAGCUGUCUAGCGCAGGCUGCUAGUUCCAGCAAAACAGACGACAAUCAUGUAGAAACUGCUCAAGAAAAGGUCAAUGAAUGUGCUACAUGUUCCAGUGAGGCUGAUAGUUCUUUGUCUUCCAGUUUAAAUGCCAAUUCCAAUGGAGCAUUCUUGUCCAUAGGUUUAUCUACUCAAGAUCAGCAUUUAGUAACAUAUAGAUCUGAGGCUUCUUCUAAACCUAUAGAUGGAAACUCUGGCAAUAACCAUAAGGUUAUGGAUGAGAAGAAAGAAGACAUCAGACAUGUUGACAGUGUUGAGGGGGAAAAUAAUGAGGGUUUGAAUCCCUGCAGUGCAGAAGUGGUGGAAGAUGUUGUGUUAAUCAAAGAUGGUGCUCAUGCUAAAGCAGAGUCUGAUGAUAGGGAGGAUGCUGCCCGUGCUUCUAGGCAAAACCAGGGAACUUUCAAAAAGGAAAAUCAGGCUGUUUUGGAAUUCAAGAAGCAUGCUGAAGAUGGUGAUGAAAUGAGAGCAAAAAAGUACUCAAGAGAUUUUUUACUUAAAUUUGCAGACAAAUGUAAAAACCUCCCUGAAGCUUUUGAGAUUGCUGCUGAUUUUUCCGAGGCAUUAAUGGUUUCUGAUUUGGGAGCUUCUGUUGAACAGUACCAUAGUCCUGGCAGGAAUAUUGAUCACAGACGGCCUGGAGGGUUUAGGAUAGAACAUCACACCAGUGGCAUGGGACGCGAAGACAAGAGGAGUAAACUACCCGGACCUCUUAUGACUGGACGAGACACACAAGGAGGGAAUUUUGGGGGUAACAGAAGCAACUUUGCACCAACACCUCUUCAUUAUGGUGGGGGUUCCUACUUAGGGCCUGUUGGUGCUCAGGGAGGUGGUAUGCGACGAAAUGGUGUUGAUUCUGGCAGAUGGAUACAAGGGACUGCUUUCCAUAAGGGUCUUAUGCACUCUCCUCACACUCCAUCACAAGUGAUGCAUAAAGCUGAAAAGAAGUAUGAAGUUGGUAAGGUAACAGAUGAGGAGCAGGCGAAGCAAAGGCGAUUGAAAGCAAUUCUCAACAAGCUUACUCCUCAGAACUUUGAAAAGUUAUUCCAGCAAGUCAAAGAUGUCAAUAUUGACAAUGUGACUACACUUAGCGGUGUCAUUUCACAAAUUUUUGAUAAAGCUUUAAUGGAGCCCACUUUCUGCCAGAUGUAUGCCAACUUCUGUUUUCACCUUGCUGCCGAGCUUCCUGAAUUAACCAUAGACAAUGAAACAGUCACUUUCAAGAGAUUGCUUUUGAACAAGUGUCAGGAAGAAUUUGAGAGGGGUAAGCGAGAGGAAGAAGAGGCUAAUUUAAUUGACAGGGAAGGUGAGACAAAACUAUCAGAUGAGGAAAGAGAGGAGAAAAGAUUAAAAGCACGAAGAAGAAUGCUGGGCAACAUCAGACUGAUUGGGGAGUUGUACAAGAAGAAAAUGUUGACAGAGAGGAUAAUGCAUGAGUGCAUACAAAUUUUGCUUGGUGAGAGUGAGGGUCAGAACCUGGAUGAGGAAAAUAUCGAAGCUUUGUGUAAAUUAAUGAGCACGAUAGGAGAGGUGAUAGAUCAUGCAAAAGCCAAGGUUCACAUGGAUGCUUAUUUUGCUGGGAUGUCAAACUUGUCAAACAACAUGAAACUAUCUUCCCGGUUGCGGUUUAUGUUGAAAGAUGCAAUUGAUCUUAGGAAGAAUAAGUGGCAACAAAGGAGAAAAGUGGAUGGACCAAAAAAGAUUGAAGAAGUGCACAGAGAUGCAGCUCAAGAGAGGCUAACCCAAACUAGCAGGACUUCUUUUGGUAGAAGAAGCCAACAACUAGAGUAUUCACCUAGAGGUCCUAGCGUAUUGCCUUCUCCAAGCUCUCAGAUUGGUGGGUUCAGACCAAUAUCACCUAUGAGAAGGGAUUAUGGCAGCCAAGAUGCUCGUAUGGAUGAUAAAUAUACUUCCCAAAAUAGGCCAUUAUCACUUCCUCUAACCCAGAAAGGAAUUGGAGAUCAUAUUACACUUGGGCCUCAAGGUGGCCUUGCAAAGGGGUUGACCUUUAGGGCAACUGUUUCAAAAAUAUCUUCUGCGAGUAUACAGAGUGCUGGAAACUCCAAUAGAGUUGCAUCUAGUGUGGAUGAAUUUGAUCCUAUGCUUGAUCGAAUACCACGAGACUCAAGGGAGGAUGCCUUGCAGAGUUAUGUGCCAGAAAGGCUUUCCCGUCGUUAUGAUCAAACUGGUAAACAGGAUCAGAUUAUGCUUAAUGGAAAUAGAGAUCAAAGCCUUGAUACUUCUCUUCCCACGUCGCAUACAGUCCAAAAUGCUGUUCAAGAUAAAGCUGUGCCAGAAGAACGCUUGCAAGAGCUAUCAAUGUCUGCAAUAAAGGAAUUCUACAGUGCCAGAGAUGAGAAGGAGAUUGCUUUAUGCGUGAAAGAUUUGAAGACACCGAGCUUCCACUCUUCAAUGGUUUCUAUUUGGAUCACUGAUUCCUUUGAGAGGAAGGACAUGGAAAGAGCUCUACUAGAGAAACUUCUGGUCAAUUUAACAAAGUCUCAGGAUGUUAUCUUAACUCCAGAUCAGCUGAUUCAUGGGUUUGAAUGUGUCCUUGCGACCUUGGAGGACGCAGUGAAUGAUGCCCCAAGAGCAGCAGAGUUUCUCGGCCGCAUCUUUGCCAGAGCGGUGCUGGAAAGCAUUGUCCCCAUGGACCGGAUCGGGAUGCUCCUAUUGCAAGGAGGGGAAGAGGAAAGGCGCCUCGUCGAAACGGGGCUUGCGGCCGAUGUUCUUGGGACCACCUUGGAUACUAUAAAAUCCGACAAGGGCGAUUCUUCGUUGGAUGAAUUGCUUAGAACCUCUAACCUGCUGCUACACGACUUCCGCCCCCCAGGUUCGAAAAAUAAAUCCAAAUUGGACAAAUUUCUCAUUCCAUAGGGGCACUAUAAUAUAUAUAUAUAUAUAUAUAUAUAUAUAUAUAUAUAUAUAUAUAUAUAUAUAUAUAUAUAUAUAUAUAUAUAUAUAUAUUCUUUGGGUGAAUAGAGCUAAGAGUAUUCUUAUUUUGCUUUCAAGAAAAAUAAUAAUAAUAAUAAUAAUAGUAAUAAUAAGAAUAAUAGUUUUGGAAGGUGUUUGCUGCAAUAGAUAGAUAUAUACCACUUGGAUGACAAAUAUUGUUAUUAUUUAUAUAUGGUAUAUUAUCUAACGAGCUUGAUCAUGGUGUGCUGUGACAUGCCUAAAUGUACGUACAUCAUCGGCUUCCUGGCCACGUG